Talaromyces atroroseus is the source of this 1746-nucleotide messenger RNA. RefSeq lists its product as hypothetical. Gene Ontology annotation, cellular component: cytoplasmic side of endoplasmic reticulum membrane; lumenal side of endoplasmic reticulum membrane; membrane. Bases 1 to 1746 code for a protein of 581 amino acids. NCBI's taxonomy places the organism in Eukaryota, Fungi, Ascomycota, Eurotiomycetes, Eurotiales, Trichocomaceae. Gene Ontology annotation, biological process: membrane protein proteolysis. The transcript has a single exon. Gene Ontology annotation, molecular function: aspartic endopeptidase activity, intramembrane cleaving. The record is from RefSeq and is a predicted model, not a curated record.
AUGGCCGACACCAAUUCCCUGCUUAGUCUGCUCGAGCCGAUUCUGGAACAAUUCCAGGCCAUGCGGCCUCUUCUGCCUACCUAUGCUCACCUCAUAGUAUCCGCAAUCGUACCCAUAUACACUGGAGCCCACGCUUCGUUAUCCCGUCCAUCAUCAGCAGCAAAGGCGAAAAAAAGAUCUAAAGCUGAAUCAGACGCAGAGGACGACGACGAAGAAGAAGAAGAAUCAAAGGAUAAAGGGCAUAAGAUGGAAGGAUUGGAGCCCUCUGAUGCGCUCAUGUUCCCAUUGAUGGCAGGAUUGACGUUAGGCGGCCUUUACAUGAUCAUAAAAUGGCUGAAGGAUCCCCAAGUCCUUAACAAAAUUCUGAGCUUUUACUUCUCUCAGAUGGGCCUGUUCUUUGCCGCAGCUCUGUUCAGAGAUGGGUUGAAAGUCAUGCGUUCAUUUUUCUUCCCAUCAACAUACAGUUCUGGCGGUUAUCAGUGGAAAGUUGAUCAGAAAAAACGAAACUGCACAGUUGUUCAGAAAAAACGCAAUCCGCAGACUGAGGCUACGACUACAACCACUCUUGAACGAAAGUCCCCACUACCUGGCUUUCUUGGAACCGUCCCAUUGCCCAAUACGAUCCUAGAUCUGUUAUGGGAAAUCCGCGCACUGGUGUAUCAGAGACUGCAACUGCGCGCCGAUUUGCUCUCACUUGCGAAGGUCAAAACUCGCUUCGAUAUGCUAGAUGUCUCUGGGGUCUUCGCUGCCUUGGUUGCCGUGGCAUACUUCGCCUUUUUUGCCAAGCCAUGGUGGUUGACAAACGUCUUAGGUUUUAGCUUCUGCUAUGGCUCAUUGCAAGUCAUAUCGCCUUCAACUUUUACAACUGGGUCUUUGAUCCUGGCAUCACUGUUUCUAUAUGACAUUUACUUCGUGUUCUUCACCCCAUUGAUGGUGACGGUGGCAACUAAGCUCGAUGUUCCCAUAAAGAUGGUAUUCCCCCGUCCAGCCAGCCCGGGCGAAGACUCAAGUGAACUGUCUCUCGCUAUGUUGGGAUUGGGUGACAUUGUGGUCCCCGGUAUGAUGAUUGGCCUUGCCUUGAGAUUUGAUCUCUUUCUGUACUACAAGUACAAAAGCAUUCAGAACUCGAAAAAUAAUUCUUCUGCAGAGGAAAACCAGAAGCCUGUUUACAAACGGGCUACAGGUAAAUGGGGCGAGCGAUUUUGGACGCGCUCGAAGUCUGUAUCACCAGAGCCUUCAUAUCUAGAUGCACAGGCAUUUCCUAAACCAUAUUUCUUUGCUAGUGUUAUUGGAUAUGUUGGCGGCAUGGUCGCUACUUUGAUUGCAAUGCAAUUUUCGAAUCAUGCUCAACCCGCACUACUCUAUCUCGUCCCUGGCGUUCUCAUAUCGCUGUGGAGUACUGCUUAUUUUAGAGGGGAACUUGAUUCCAUGUACUCAUUCUCCGAUAUGAUUGAGGACGAGGACUCUGGAGCGAAAAGUGGGAGCAAUCAAGAGAAGGAUAAAAACGAAGUAGCCAAUAAACGCGGUUUAUUCGCGCGUAUCUGGGCGGGUGAUGUGAAUGCUCCGUUUGAUACAACAGUCGAAAUUAAUAAAGACGAUAAUGAGAUGAAGAAGGAGCCACCUACUGAAAGUUCAUCCAAAGAGAAGAACGAGUCUGCUGGUGAGCUGGCUUCAACAAAGGCAACAAAAGAGGAUGAAAAGUACAUAUUUUCGCUGUCCAUCUCAGUGCCUCAGGCAAAGUCAUGA